Pararge aegeria (speckled wood butterfly) is the source of this 2738-nucleotide messenger RNA. Its product is annotated as V-type proton ATPase 116 kDa subunit a1-like. Gene Ontology annotation, biological process: proton transmembrane transport; vacuolar acidification. The transcript has 16 exons. Gene Ontology annotation, cellular component: vacuolar proton-transporting V-type ATPase complex; plasma membrane; vacuolar proton-transporting V-type ATPase, V0 domain. NCBI's taxonomy places the organism in Eukaryota, Metazoa, Arthropoda, Insecta, Lepidoptera, Nymphalidae. Gene Ontology annotation, molecular function: proton-transporting ATPase activity, rotational mechanism; ATPase binding. Bases 321 to 2738 code for a protein of 805 amino acids. The record is from RefSeq and is a predicted model, not a curated record.
ACUAAAUAAAUCUUCAUUGCAAAUAUAUAUUUAGUGAAUGCGGAAAAGGGUUAUAAAUUACUGUUCUACUGAAAUCGGUUUACCUAAUUACGAGUAUGUGCCAAGAUCGACGGAUGACAAGAUUAUGCGAAAUCAUAAAUUUCACCAGUCAAGCUCGAUUACUCUAUACUAAUUUAUCCAAGGUGGGCAACGAAUGGUACACUCGUCGUAUAGUACUGGCAUAAAAACACUGAAAAAGGUCGAAUAUUUCCUUGAAAUAGAAGACAGGUUGUGUGUUGUGAGAAGAGCCCUGACGGUAUGAAUCAGGAUCAUAUGCACAGAUGACGCCCGACGUUAAGCCUUCUCAAAGAAAUUAUGUGACGGAAUUGUGUCGCUGUGUGGAAAUGGAACGCAAGCUGUUGUAUAUGGAAGCAGAGAUGAUAAAGGAUAAAAUCAAAGUGGUUGAACAUAAUACUAUGGCACCGAAGCCCUUGCCGCUAAACGAAAUAGCAACGCUGGAGAAUAUACUCGAGAAAUGGGAAAACGAGGUAUUGGAAAUGUCCGAGCAUCAAACUACGCUUUUAAAGAAUUAUCUCGAGCUGAGUGAAAUGAACUACGUCUUAAACCAUAUUGGACCACUAAUGGGCGAAUCCGAAAUGACAGAAGAAUCAAUAUUUGGAAGAACUACAGCAGCGGGUGGGGAAUCAGGAUUUAUAGGUCGCCUUUUUGUGCUGACGGGUGUCGUCAAGAGAAGCAGAAGUUUCCCGUUUGAGAUGAUGAUGUGGAGAGUGUCCCAUGGGAAUAUUUAUUACAAACGAGCUAAUCAGGAUGCUAUAUUGCAGGACCCCAUCACUGGGCAAGAUAUUCGGAAGGUGGCAUUUCUAGCAGUAUGUCAGGGCGAGCAGCUAAGUGUCCGCCUAGAAAAGGUUUGCAGUGGGUUUCACGUGAAUCUUUACUCCUGCCCUCAGACCUUCGAUGAACGGAUGGACAUGAUGUUGCAACUUGGUAUUAGAAUUGAUGAUUUAGAAAGCGUAAUGAAAAAAACAAAAUACUACCGUUGUAAAGCGCUGCGUACUGUGAGUAAGCAAUGGGAAUCGUGGAUGGUGCAAAUAAGGAAAUCAAAAGCGAUCUAUCAUACGAUGAAUAUGUUCACCCUUGAUAUAACAAGGAAGUGUUUAAUUGGACAAUGUUGGGUGCCUGAUCUAGAUUUGCCUAAGGUUGAAGACGUUUUAUUAAGAGUGUCGGAAAAAGCGGAGAGCAAUGUGGAGUCCUUCAUAUUGAAGUCAGACGAUAGCGAGGACCCGCCCACAUAUCAUCGUACUAACAAGUUUACCAAAGGUUUUCAAGUCCUUAUCAACGCGUACGGUGACUCCACUUACAGAGAACUAAAUCCAGGUCUCUACACAGUAAUAACAUUUCCAUUUUUGUUUGCGCUCAUGUUCGGUGACUUUUGCCACGGAUUAAUAUUGCUGAUUUUUGCUGGUUGGAUGGUAUCAGUCGAGAAGGAGCAUAUGGAUAAGAAUUCUAAAAACGAGAUAUGGGCUAUAUUCUUUGGAGGCCGUUACGUUAUAUUGAUGAUGAGUUUAUUUACUCUGUACACUGGAUUCCUCUACAACGAGUUCUUUUGUAAAUCUGUAAUGGUUAUGACACCGUAUUGGAUGAACACUUACGACAAAGAGACGUUAGAGAAGUUCCGUUAUGUUGAGUUGAAUCCAGUUUUUGAAACGAAUGCACCUUAUAUAUUCGGGGUUGAUCCUGUUUGGGCGUUAUCUAAAAAUAAGAUUAUGUAUUUGAACUCAUUGAAAAUGAAAAUGUCUAUAAUAAUUGGAAUUGUACACAUGAUGUUUGGAUUGAUUUUGAGUCUUUUCAACCACUUGUAUUUUAAACGCCAUUAUUCUAUUCUAUUAGAGUCUAUACCGCAAAUUCUCUUCUUGACUUGCUUGUUCUUUUGGCUUGUCACGAUGAUUUAUAUGAAAUGGUUUAUUUUCAGUGGAAAAUACACGGAAGUAAAAAGAGGGGCCGGUUGUGCACCAUUAAUAUUAAUUCUGUUCAUUGACAUGGUACUGAUGUCCACCACGAAACCCGUUGAGGAUGAUUGUGAUGCUUACAUGUUCGAGGGUCAAGAAAAAUUACAACGGUUCCUAUUUUUAGUGGCGGUUCUUUGCGUACCCGUUUUACUUUUCGGGACACCGGUAUACCUUUACUACACCUACAAAAAGAAGAAAGAGGAAGCAUUGAAGAAAAUAAGUCAAUUUCGAAGGUAUCAGAGAAGAGAGUCCGAUAAAUAUGCAGAGGCAAAAAUUUUGAAAGAAAUUGCCAAGUACUCAACACCUUUUGGCGAACUAAUGAUUCAUCAAGCAGUUCACACAAUUGAAUUUGUUUUGAGUACCAUAUCCCAUACUGCUUCAUACCUACGCCUGUGGGCCUUAUCCCUCGCUCAUGAACAAUUAUCAGAAAUGUUAUGGGUGAUGGUGAUGUCAAAGCUAGGAUUAAAAGAUACUUCAAGCACCGGAUGUAUAAAAAUAUUUGUCAUAUUUGCCAUUUGGGCAGUUUUCAGUCUCUCCAUCUUGGUAGUUAUGGAAGGACUGUCAGCGUUUCUUCAUACCCUACGUUUGCAUUGGGUUGAAUUUAUGAGCAAGUUCUACUCUGGCACUGGUUAUCCUUUCAAGCCUUUUAGUUUUAAAGCAAUUUUGUCCAACGAUUCCAAAGAUGAUAAUACCGAGGCAAUGUGUAAGAGAAAAGUAGUAACCUAUCAAUGA